This is a messenger RNA of Arabidopsis lyrata subsp. lyrata, 857 nucleotides long. RefSeq names its product putative F-box protein At3g03730. Lineage: Eukaryota; Viridiplantae; Streptophyta; Magnoliopsida; Brassicales; Brassicaceae. The transcript is spliced from 2 exons. Bases 1 to 852 code for a protein of 283 amino acids. The record is from RefSeq and is a predicted model, not a curated record.
AUGUAUUCUUUCUAUUCUGCAUAUGAGGAGAGGAUUCGUCUUCCGAAUUUGGAAGCAAUGGAUGGACGGCAGAUGAAGUUUGAGAGGGUUGGUGAGUCUGAUUUCUUGAAGACAUUCACUUAUCAAGGAGGCUAUGGAAGUUAUUCUUCUGGUGAAAGCACCAAAGUUAUAAUAGAGAAUGCGGUUUUGUGGGUCGAUGAAAGAAGCCGAGAUUACUUAGUUGUGUGGAGCCUUGAGUGCUUCUUUGCAUAUCAUAAGAAAGGAGAUAAUAACAAGAGCUGGAAAGUGUUUCAAUUAAAGAAGAAUCAAGGCUGCUCCGAUAUGGUGUUUAGAGAAAGCAAGCUUUACGUGCUUAGUCCAAGUCUAAACAUUACUAUUUUUGAUUUCUCUUGUGGUGGUUCUCCAAAUGAAUGUGCAAGUUUCACAACUCCGGAUGGUCUCACAUUAUUUCCACUAUAUGGUUUCGGCCAUCUUGUUAUAACUUUGUCCGGAGAGGUUUUGAUGAUCAAACCCCGCGCAUUUGCGAUACCUUCCUUUGAUAUUUACAAGAUGGAUCCAAAAUCAUCAAAAUGGAGAGAAAUAUAUUCUUUAGGGAACGAAGCAUUGCUUUUGGAUCUAGGAACAACGGUCGCAGCCAAAGAUGGUUUUGGGGAAAACAGCUUAUAUUUUAGUAAUCGUAAGCCUAGUAGAUACAAUGGGAGUUGUUUAUGCAAUGAAAACAGUAAUUACGUUUACGAUUUUCUUAAGAGGUUGGUUGUCCAACGGUUUCAACACCUUGCAGAUUUAUCGCCAGUGCCUUUCAAGGAUUCUCGUUGGUUUUUCCCAACUUUUUGUGGCAAAUCGUUGCUCUAAAGCUA